Oreochromis niloticus (Nile tilapia) is the source of this 7900-nucleotide messenger RNA. RefSeq names its product collagen, type IV, alpha 6 (gene col4a6). Lineage: Eukaryota; Metazoa; Chordata; Actinopteri; Cichliformes; Cichlidae. The coding region runs from base 257 to 5308 and encodes 1683 amino acids. Gene Ontology annotation, cellular component: collagen trimer. Gene Ontology annotation, biological process: extracellular matrix organization. Gene Ontology annotation, molecular function: extracellular matrix structural constituent conferring tensile strength. The transcript is spliced from 48 exons. The record is from RefSeq and is a predicted model, not a curated record.
UACUAGUUGUGUUAUGUGGCGGUACCUUGGUGGCAGUCAGAGGCAUGGAGGCAUGUGCUGGCCCCUCCUCUUCUCUGAGGCUGCUGAGUUGAAGCGCACCAGUACGAAGUGCGCAGCAGCGACUGCACCGCUAAAACUUGGAUGACAGGGGGUUUUUUGGAGCCGUCGAUGAGCGCGUUUGAAGCGGUGCCUUUCUGGUGAAGAUAAGGGGAUCGAGCUCUACCUGUGGUCCCCACCUUCCACCAGUCGGAUCAAUAUGAAAGUCCUGUUUUGUGUGAUCGCGUUGACCUUCGCGGCGAAGUCUGCACUCGGAGGUGGCAAGUUUGAUGAGCCAUGUGACGGCUUGGACUGCAGCAGAGGGUGCAAGUGCUUUCCAGAGAAAGGAAGCAGGGGUCGUCCAGGACCUCUCGGUGAAGUUGGAGCGUCUGGACAGGAUGGGCCACGUGGGGUCCUUGGGCCUUCUGGGCCAAAAGGAGAGAAGGGCCACCUUGGACUGAAAGGACCGUCGGGCCCAAAGGGAGACAAAGGACCAAUGGGGGUGCCUGGAUUCCAAGGAAGUGAUGGCGUGCCUGGUCACCCUGGUCAGCCGGGCAGCAGAGGACCACCGGGACUGGACGGCUGUAAUGGGACCAGAGGAGAUCCUGGAGAUCCCGGCUUUGGGACUGGAAUCCCUGGCGCCCGUGGAUUUCCUGGGCCGACUGGGCCCAAGGGUCAGAAAGGAGAGCCCGUAUUCGUCUCGGAUAACGAUGGUACACGGGGUCCCCCAGGUCCCCCAGGACCCCCUGGCCCACCUGGUUUACAAGGUCCUUAUGGUCCAGUUGGUUUUCCUGGUCCUGAAGGACCUGAAGGAUACCCAGGCCUACCAGGUCCUCCCGGUCCCCCAGGGCCAAUGGGGAGCCGUAGUGACGGAUAUCAAGGAGAGAAAGGAGACAAGGGCGACAUGGGCUUGCCUGGUGACCCCGGCCAGCCAAUGAUCAAUGGCGUUGUGGAGUUUGUGGGUUUUCCCAAAGGAGACAAAGGAAUGCAGGGGGACCCCGGUCCAAAGGGAAUUAAAGGAUACCCUGGAAUACCUGGCCUACCUGGACCCUAUGGCUAUCCUGGAGAAUAUGGAGAAAAGGGCAUUCCUGGAUACCCCGGGAGCAGAGGCGCUCCAGGACUUAACGGACCUCCCGGUGUUCCAGGACUGCAGGGACCCAAAGGACGUCCAGGCAUCCCAGGCUCACCGGGAUACCCAGGAUUCAAGGGAGACCAGGGAGACCCCGGACCCCCAGGACCUACGUCUGUUGUUAAUGGGGGUUAUGCUAUUCGAGGACCUCCAGGGGACUCGGGUUUACGUGGCUUUCCAGGACCCCGGGGUGACCAGGGAUUUCCAGGCUUUCAAGGACCUCCCGGCCAACCAGGACCUGAUCGUUUUGGUCCAGGUCUUCAAGGUCCUCCUGGGCCCAAAGGUGUAAAAGGAGAAGUGGGUGACCCCGGCUUACCACCCACUGGUUUUGAAGGUUUCCCAGGACCCCCUGGGCCCCCAGGACCCAGUGGCCUUCCUGGACCUCAAGGCCCUCCAGGGGACUCUGAAGGUCUACCAACUGCUCCCCCUGGAGUCCCCGGGCUGCCUGGUCCCACAGGAUUGCGAGGAAACAUUGGUGCCAAAGGGUUUAGAGGUGACCCUGGUGACUGCAGAUGUUCUGGAGGAGACUUCUCGGGGUUAGUUGGACCACCUGGACUUCCAGGAACCAAUGGCAAUCCUGGGUUCCCUGGGGUGAAGGGUUUUCUUGGAGACCCCGGUUCACUCGGCUUCAGUGGUCUUCCAGGACCUAGUGGUCCUCCUGGUCAGCGGGGCUUCCCCGGGCGUAAAGGAGAGAAGGGGGCUCCAUAUUACCCCACCCUAAAUCUGGCUCCGAAGGGAGUCAUAGGAGAUCCUGGACCCAGAGGACCUACAGGUGAAACAGGAAAUCCUGGAAGAGAUGGACUGCCUGGCUUCCCUGGAUUUCCCGGACCCCCAGGUGAUGCAGGCAUCGGCUCAAGGGGAGAAAAAGGAUUCCAAGGGUUUCCAGGUUCUAAGGGACGUCCUGGAGGCCCUGGUGAGCCGGGCAUUGGCUUUGAUGGAGCACCCGGCUUGCGUGGAGACCCUGGAGAACCCGGUAUACCUGGUUUGCCAGGGCCACCUGGUUCACCUGGAGUGAAAGGAGAAACUCUGCCUUGCGUAUUUACGGGUGAGGCAGGAGACCCAGGCGAUUCCGGUUUCUCUGGACAACCAGGUCUUAAAGGUAAACCAGGGCUCCAAGGGACCACUGGACGUCCAGGGUUUGAUGGCCCCAAAGGAGAAAGAGGAGACCCUGGCACCGGAGGCGUGCGUGGACCUGAAGGUUUCACUGGACCCAGAGGGGACCCUGGUAUUCCAGGUAUCCCAGGGCAGAGUUUUGACGGGCCCAGGGGUAAGGACGGUCUCCCAGGCCGUCCUGGAGCCAAGGGCCAGCCUGGAGAGGUGCUUGGAGCUACACCUGGAUUUCCUGGACAGAACGGUUUACCAGGAAUUCCUGGAGACAAGGGCCAGCCGGGAACACCUGGAGGACUCGGAAUCCCUGGAUUUGAUGGACGUCCUGGUGCUCUUGGUCGAAAAGGAGAACGCGGAGUUAACGGUAUUCCUGGUAGUCCUGGCCUUCCUGGGCUUCCAGGUGACCCAGUUGGUGGCAUUCCUGGUCCACCUGGCCCUGAAGGUAGCAAGGGUCUGAGAGGACCACCAGGCUGCCCAGGUUUCCCUGGUCGGAAAGGAGAGAGAGGAGACCCAGGUUUCCCAGGGCCUGCUGGGAUGAAAGGAACUCCCGGAAGACCUGGUACUCCUGGGUUACCAGGAACAAGGGGACGCCCCGGUUUACCAGGACCAGGAACUAUAGCUGGAAUUCCAGGAGCACCAGGAAGAAAGGGUGACAGAGGCUUCCAAGGAAUGAUAGGCUUCCCUGGGUUCCCAGGACGUCCUGGCAGCUCAGGAUUUCCCGGAGUGAAAGGACAGCCUGGAGUGCCUGGAGCAAACGGACGCCUUGGGUCGCCUGGAUUCUUUGGAACUAAAGGUGACAGAGGAUUACCUGGUCCACCCGGACUUCCUGGUAGACCUCUUUCAUCUCAGCUUGUAGAGAAAGGAGACAUCGGAGACCCUGGAAGACCCGGAUUUUCUGGCUUUACUGGACCCAGAGGUGACAAGGGUCAGCCGGGUGCACCUGGUCGUCCGGGACGACCUGGAGUUCCUGGUUUCCCUGAUCUGAGUAAAGGGCUGCCGGGAGAACCUGGCUUUUCUGGGGAACCAGGACUUCCAGGCUUCUCUGGACAAAAAGGAGAAUCUGGAAUUAUCGGAUUCCCCGGCACUGUGGGACCAAAAGGCAAUGAUGGCUUUCCAGGUUUACCUGGAAGACCUGGAGAAGUUGGUCGGCCUGGUGCCAAAGGACUACCUGGAGAAACUUUUGGUUAUCCUGGAGCACCAGGACUUAAAGGCCGGCAAGGAGAUUCAGGGAUCCCAGGCGACCAAGGGAAAGUUGGUGAACCUGGCGAUAAUGGGUUUCCAGGAAAUCCAGGUUUCCUCGGACAGAAGGGGAUUCCUGGUGAACAGGGACGUUAUGGAAUAAUGGGCUCUCCUGGUUUCCCUGGACCAAAGGGUCAGCCUGGAUUGCCAGGAAUAGGAAGGGGACUGGAUGGGGUUCCGGGUUUGCCUGGAUUCCCUGGAAAUCGUGGGUUUAAAGGUUUUCCUGGACCUCCUGGUUUGGAUGGACUUAAUGGCUUAGCAGGACCUAAAGGCCUGCCUGGAAACCCAGGUGCAAUUCUGGGAGGUAGCCCUGGCCCUUCUGGUAGUCCAGGGUUGAAGGGAGAAAGAGGUGUUUCCCAACCCGGUGUUCCAGGGUAUCCCGGCCAAAAAGGACAAAGAGGAGAACCAGGUCCUUCUGGAUUAAAAGGGAGCCCUGGUAUUCCUGGACCUCCUGGACCCAUGUCAAUAGAAAUCUUUCCUGGACCUACAGGAGAUGCAGGUCUCCCUGGACUGGAUGGACAGUAUGGUUUCCAAGGUCCUCCAGGUCUUCCCGGCCCACCUGGUCCAGGCACAGCUCAGGGAGACAGAGGUGACCCUGGUCUGCCAGGCUUCCCAGGGACCCCUGGUACAAAGGGCGAACCAGGAUUACCUGGAGUCCCUGGAUUCCUUGGCAGACCUGGUUUAAAAGGACAAAAGGGUGAUGGUGGUUUUGCUGGAAUUCCUGGUGUCAAUGGUUUUAGAGGUGACUCUGGUUUUCCUGGAAGCAAAGGAACGGCAGGAAUUAGAGGGUUUCCAGGUCCGAAAGGUUUGCCUGGAAUCAUAUUUCCAGCUUCACUGCCGAAUGGGCCAUAUCCACAAGGUGAUCCGGGUGUACCUGGUGAAAGAGGAAGCCCUGGUAACCCUGGAGAGCCUGGUCAGUCUGGUUUUCCUGGGCGUAAAGGUACUGUGGGUAACCCUGGUCCAUCAGGUAGACUGGGCAGGACUGGAGGUCCUGGUUUGCAAGGACCUCUUGGGGAUCCCGGACCUCCUGGUUUCCCUGGAUCCCCUGGAGCACAAGGGUUACCUGGUACAAUUGGCCCUCCCGGCAUUCCCGGCAGCAUCGGCCGCAGCCACAGCAUCGGCUACACUCUGGUGAAGCACAGCCAGAGCCCCCAGGUUCCCAUGUGUCCUCAAGGCAUGGCCAAACUGUGGGAGGGCUACAGUCUGCUGUAUGUAGAGGGACAGGAGAAAGCACACAACCAAGACCUCGGUCAGCCGGGGUCGUGUCUCCCCAGGUUCAACACGAUCCCCUUCCUCUACUGCUCGCCCAGCGAGAUUUGCUACUACGCUAGCCGCAACGAUAAAUCCUACUGGCUCUCCACAACCGCACCCAUACCCAUGAUGCCCGUGGAAAAGGAGGAGAUAAGACCUUACAUCAGCAGGUGUUCAGUAUGUGAGGCUCCAUCUCAGGCAGUGGCAGUCCACAGUCAGGAUUUGACAAUCCCCAGCUGUCCUCCCGGCUGGAGGAGUCUCUGGAUAGGAUACUCCUUCCUAAUGCACACAGCAGCUGGCGCUGAGGGCGGCGGUCAGUCCUUGGUGUCUCCCGGCUCCUGUCUGGAGGACUUCCGGGCGACUCCGUUCAUCGAGUGCAACGGCGCUAGGGGCACCUGCCACUACUUUGCCAAUAAAUACAGCUUCUGGCUGACAACCGUGGAUCCCAAUAAUGAGUUUACCUUCUCGCCAGACAAGGAGACGCUGAAGGGAGGCCAGGAGCGCUUCAGAGUCAGCCGCUGCCAAGUGUGCAGCAAGAUCUUGUAGUAGGCAAAGGUGAAAGAUGGAGGAGUGAGGCGGGGAAACAUCAGGAGGGGAUUCACUAACAUUUCAAGAAUUUAUGAUGGAGGAUGAGAUGGAUUUAAAAAAGAACACGUGACUGACUGAAUGGACCUUUCUCCUGUGCUGUGAUGGUUUCAGAAUCGAGUCGAGCAACAUCGACCCCAUUUUGAGAGUUUUUUUAAUCCCCUGUAGGAAUGAAUGGCUUAUAAAAUAAAAGAAGAAGAAGCUGGAGAGAGGAGGAGGAAAGAGAAGAGUUCCAGUGUGAGCGAUCUUCUCGAGAUUAUCACUGAUAAUGGUGCUAUUGUUUAUGUAUGUGUUUAUUACGUGUCAGCUUUCUUGUGACAGAUGUCAGCGAGAAUCAUUCUGGGCUACCUCGGAGAGCGCCCCCGCCCCCAUUUAGCAAACCAGUGCCCCGCACACACACAUUAAGCACCCAAUUUAAACGUUAUCAGCUCAGGAAGUUGGCCGUUAUUGGUUCUUAUCGCUCCCAUAGAUACUGACAGCAGGCAGGAAGUCUCUUACACCAGCUCUGUUAAUGCUGACUAGUGGAAAGCCAUGGAGACGGGCUGAUUUUCCGUGAACUCAUUAUUGCUGUUCAGUUAGUUUUAAGGCAUAGACAAGCAUAAAGUAUUUGUAAUCUAUGAGAAAGCUCAAUUUUGAGGGCUACCUGAGAUUUUACUACAAUGUUAUUCAUAUCUACAUAAGCUCAAACUGGGUAAAGCCCUUUCUGCACAACUACUGGGUACAGAGAGACGUCUGACUGUCAUAUCUAUGGGACAGACAAGCCUACAAAUGCUUUUCAGUGGGCUGAUCACGUUUGAACUGCAGAGCUUGAUGUGAGUUGAGAGUAAAAUUACAGAUUGCUGGUUGAUUUUAAGGUUUUAAAGCGAGUUUGCAUCAUCUUAUUGGGCUGAUCUGAGCAAAGCAGAUGUAAAGCUUCCUUGAAAUCCCAUCUUUGGGAAGAUGACACCUGUUUUCUUCUUGAACUUUUUAUUCUACGGCAGUUUAGCACCACGAAGGUGCCCACUGUAAACACACUGGGGAUUUUUUCAUGUGUUGCAUCAGUACCUGCAGUAUAUUUGAUGUUGGUCACUUCGUUAUUGGUUUGAAAAUCGACUUGCCAAGACAUGUGACUUGCUUGAGGUAAAAAUGGUGUUGAAGCUAUACUUUGUUUUUAAGUUUUUGUGAUAUUUGGAUUAUUUUUCGGUGCCUUACAAUCGGACGCGUGAAUCAAAGGAGUUUUAGCUUCAUCCAAUGAUUAAAAAAACUGUGGAAAACUAUAACUCAUUAGCAAAUUAUUUGUUGUAUAAACAAAAAAAGACCAGAAGUAUUUUGUUUAUUGGACUCCAACAGAAACUAUGAUAAACAAGCAAGUUUCAUUUCUUUAAGUGCUGGUUUUCAUCUAGAAGGUGAAAAGCAUCAUCUGUUUUGGGGAACAGAAGGAACUUAGAAACAAUCCAAAGUAUUCCUAAACAUGUCAAAGUCCCAGCGUAAGCUUCACGUAAGCCUGUGUACAUUUCACAGUGGGACUCUCAGGUUGCUGCUACGUUACCGUUAGUAUGACUUUAAAGGUCAAGUCAGAUUUUUUUGUGCAACAGCUGAAAUGACAAUAGAGAGCUGUUGUUAUUGCACUGAUGUGGACACAGAUGGUUCAGAACAUCAGAGGGGCAUUUAAAUCUCCACCUCCACUCUCACAGGUUUUCUCUAUGCUGCGACCAAACAAGUAUUUCUUUUGAUUACAUCACACUUUUUAAGGCUGCCAUUCGCUUACAUUUUGCAAAAAGAAACAAAACACACGCUCUCUGAUAGAUGAGUUAUUGCUGUACAUAGUGCUUACUGUAUUUUUCAGCAAAUCAUGUUAGCGCAAAGGUGUAUGAUGUUGUUACUCAGUUAUUUUCUUUUCUUUUGUUUUGUGUCCUCGGACAGGUAAGAAGAUGGCAAAAAUUCUGUGCCUUUAAAUAUAGAUUUUGCAAAAACAAAUACAGAAACACACAAAAAAUGAGAAAAUGUAUCAUGUUUUUGCAUUAAAUUUGGUCUUCCUCUGAGUCAAACAGGUUCAUCUGUGCUUGGACAGAGGAAGCGACAGCAUGACUUGUAACCACUACGACCUCUAGCACGUCUCUCUCUGCUGGUAGCCCUGACUUUAACACUCUGCCACAUAGUACAUUUUUGUCUGUAUUGCUUUUUUGUAAUCUAGAUUUGUAAUUACUGAGUCAUGACACUAUCCCCUGGUUUUAUUUACUGAGAUGUGAGGGAAUGGGAAGCUAAUGAUGUGUACAUUAAAUUUUAUGGAAAGGAAAACAUGCCUGUGUUUUUAUAUGGGAGAUAUAUUCACCGCUGAUAAUUUAGGAUGUUAACAGCACAUUUUAUUGCCAGUUUGGACUUCACCACAUGUUCAGAGCCAAAUGAAGAAACACGCUUUAAGAGCCCUGAGUGACAGAAAAGAAAUGCAGUUUUCCUCAAAGAGGAUCCAUAACAAAUCAAAAGUGGCAACGCAACAUGUCUGUUCCUAUAACGUGUUCCUAUUCUGUGCUCACACACUUUGAAAUAAAGUCUCAAAACUACUUAACAAAUGCA